Messenger RNA from Mollisia scopiformis, 1911 nucleotides. RefSeq lists its product as uncharacterized. The record is from RefSeq and is a predicted model, not a curated record. Gene Ontology annotation, molecular function: DNA-binding transcription factor activity, RNA polymerase II-specific; zinc ion binding; DNA binding. The transcript has 7 exons. Gene Ontology annotation, cellular component: nucleus. Gene Ontology annotation, biological process: DNA-templated transcription; regulation of DNA-templated transcription. Bases 1 to 1911 code for a protein of 636 amino acids. Lineage: Eukaryota; Fungi; Ascomycota; Leotiomycetes; Helotiales; Mollisiaceae.
AUGCCGACUACUAGAGAAACUGCUGUAGGAUACCGACGAAACGGCAAGAAGCAAGCUUGUGAGCCUUGUAGGAAAGGAAAAUUGGCAUGUGAUCAUGGGGCCCCUUUUUGUGGGCGUUGCGUACGGCGGAAGACCACGGAACGUUGCGUAUACCAUCCAGCUCCUAUGUCUAAGAGCCGAAACUCAGAGCCACUACCUACACCUCAACAAACUCCAAGCGUUACCUCUGCCAGCUCUUCGGUUCCUGCUCAGCGUCCCGCUCGAGCCGGACUUCCUCCUCAUCUGGCCACACUAAAUAAUGGAACAGAUGGAGCUAAAAGUACAAGUCAUGGGCACUCGUCCAAGGUCUCAUCGACUGGCUCGGAGUCACCCGUGGCUAAGCUCCGUGACACUACCUUAGAUAUGCAACUGCUUGGCUAUUGUAAUGCAUCCAUCUGGGCAAACUUCGAAGAGCCACUGUCUCAACCACGUUCGGCACCUUCACUCACCAUAAUGUCCGAUGCUCUUUUCAAGAAUGAAGAAGCUCCUUUACCGCCUAGUCCGGACGAUGCCGUUGAAUGGCUCGACACCUUUACGGGACCUAACAUUAGGUUUGAAAUGAUGGGACUAAUGUUCUGUUUUUAUGGAAUGGGAUAUCUGGCGUUACAAGAUUGGGAUCCUCUGUUCAGCGUCUCGGAAAACCUUGGGCGGGAUAGAAAGCAGACUGCUUGGAGAAUGAAAGAAUGUGCAGAAGUCUGUCUAGACAUGUGCGAUUGCUCUGAGACGGUCAACUAUCUCGUCGCAGCUCUAAUAUUGAACUUGAAGAGGCUUGAGACUGCCUGUACUGGAGACGAAACAUACCACAUGCGCCGGCUCCAUGGAGAUAUGAUUACGACAACAAUCACUUCAGGACUCCAUAGGCUGUCGGACUGCGAUGCUACAAAAGUCACCGCUGCCUCAGAGUACAAGAGACGACUAUUUUGUGCAAUAUACUGCAGCGACAAGACACAUGCAUCCUUGAGUGGAAUACCUCCCUUGUUAACGCGAACCUUCUGCGACAUCCAACCUUGUCUUGAUCUACCUGAUGAUGCCUUGCUCUUGCCACAAGAUGAAAUGGCAGUAGCUGUGAGCCAAUUGGAUGCCGAAGGAUGGAACACAUCGGGUUCCACGUAUCAGUUGACUACACUUUUAAGAGCGAGACUCCAACAAUCUGUACUUCGUGAAGAGAUCCUAGAACUGGCUUUGGGCAUCAAUGUUCAGGUUUCGAUAUCACGUAUAGGAGAGAUGCAUCGACGUUGUCAAGAAGUGUAUGAUGCACUUCCUCCUCAACUCCACUAUUACGAGGGACCAGGUGUGCCAAAGACUCUUACCGGCACCGACCUAUAUGAUAGAGCGAACUUGCUCCUACAAUUCCUACAAAACAAAUUCCUAAUUGACCGAAUUGCACUUGCUCGAGGCCUAGACAACGGACAAAGCCUUCUCAAUACUGCUAUUGAGUCCAUCGAUAUUGCCCUAUUAUACUGGAUGAAACGCGAUCAGCUCAUGUCUUUUUCUUGUAAUUUUGAUUGGAUUGUCACCUUCUACGGCAUCCCGUCUGCGGGAGUGAUUUGCGUUGAACUUCUCAAGAAAGCAGCGAGCCAGAGUACUGUAGAAUUUUCUCUCUCAGACGCAAUCCAAAAACUAACACUGUUCAUUGCAUUUCUGGAAUGGAUUCGCCCAACGGAUGGCAACUAUGCUCUAGCUCAGCGGCUGAGAAAAGUCAUAAGGCGUGUUCUGGACUAUGUUUUGGAGGCUAGAAAUGAAACAGCCAAAGCACCUAAUCCUGAAAUCCCGUUCGACCCGAUGUUGACGUCGUUCACAGAGAUGGAUGAUUUAGACUGGUUAAAUACCAUAGACUGGACUCAACAAGCAUCGUGGAUGGACUUCAAUUGA